This is a messenger RNA of Capra hircus (goat), 2797 nucleotides long. RefSeq names its product N-acetyltransferase 16 (putative) (gene NAT16). NCBI's taxonomy places the organism in Eukaryota, Metazoa, Chordata, Mammalia, Artiodactyla, Bovidae. The record is from RefSeq and is a predicted model, not a curated record.
CCUGGAUCCUCCUCCUGCCGGUCCUCACGCUUAUCCACACCGACGAUGAGACCCGCUUCUACCUGCUCUGUCCCCAGUGCCACCACAGGCUCAGGCCCCGGCAUGGUCAGGAGUGGCGACCCCGAUUAGGUUACAAGGAACCAGGGGGCCUACUCCCGCGCAGGUGGAGCCACGCACGCAGUUGUUCCAAGAGCUCGGGGCGCGAGUCCUAGAGCCCUGCUGGCAGAAGCGGAGCACCAGAGAGCCUCCACCGCCCAGCCGCCCUCCCCUACUAUGAAAAUCCUGCCGAAACAGUGGCUAGAAGCACCGGACAGCUACAAAGACGUGCUCUGUUGACUCUUCUGGGCGUUAUCAGUGGUUGAAGAACUGGACUGCUUGGAAACACCUGAGAAAUUAUUUCCCCAUUAAGGUAGCAGGUCACCCUCCAAGUGACACUCCACUCCUCCCGCUCCCUUACCUCCCACCUCCUCUCUCCUUCCCAUGAUGGAUUCUCACCUCUGGCUGCUUACGUUCAGGUAACGGCGCAGGGGGUGGGAUGGUGUUCCAGACUGGACCCUCAUGCCUUUGACCCCAUCUUAGACCCUAAACUCUCAGGUCUCUUGGUGGGGGCGGAUACCCUUUCAGCUGGGGUCCUGCCUUCUCUGCUUUCUUUCCUUCAUCCUGCCCCCUGCCGCCACAGCUGGUGAAAACAGCAGAGCUGCCCCCAGACAGGAGCUACAUGCCAGCGUCCCGCCCACAUGGGGUCAUGGAUGUUGAAAGCUUCUGUAACUCCUGGGCUGAGAGCACUGGCUCCUCCCAGCAGUUCCCAGCGUCUCGGUUCUCAGGUUCACGCUGAACGGCAUGUUCCACCACCCAGUCUGUGGAGACCAUGUUACGUCCUGCAGUGAGACCAGGGCGGAGUGACAGAAGGCAACCCCACCUCAAUCCGGAAAGAGUGGUCCCCGCUCACCACCCAGCGCAGGCACUUGGCUUGAACAUUGACCAGGCUCACCAAGGGGGUCAGGAAGGGGCUUUGGAGCAAGUGUCCUGCAUCCUUGCUGGGAGAGGCGCUGUAGGGUACACAGACUGGGGCACAGGGGGAAGGAGUUUGGAAAAAAAGGUGGGUAUCUCACCCUUCCUGAGCUAAAGGGCAGGGUGAGGUACUAAGGGUACAAGGAGGGGGUACUCACUGUUCCUGCACCCCCUCUUGUCCACAGGGCUAUGUUCUACAAGCCACAAGAGCCUGGAUUUUAUUCUGUUGCAGCCCCAGCUGGGCCAGGCUGUGGUCAUCCAAGUCGGGGCAGCCCAGAAGGCCCUGUAUGCCAUCCCAAGGAGCACUACCUCACCCUCUGGAAUCGUAAAGGCUUCGUCCGCCUGGCACUGAGACACGGCGCCUUCCUGGUGCCCGUGUACUCCUUUGGGGAGAAUGACAUCUUCAGAGUUAAGGCUUUUGCCCCGGACUCCUGGCAGCAUCACCUUCAAGAAGUUCCUGGCCAUUUCUCCUUGCAUCUCCUUGCGUCUCUUCUCAGCCAAGUCCUGGGGCCCGGUGCCCUUGGCCAGACCCAUCACCACUGUGGGAUCAUGCAUGACACUGGAAGCCAGCAGUGAUGGAGCCACCUCAGAGAUUUCUAAGCCCGAAAAAGACAUGGAGCCAGAUGCAGAGGCUCUCGAAUCCGAGACCCGGGUGCUGAGGAGAGCUCCUUGGGCAGGUCACAGGACUGGCCUGGCGCCCCGGGGGAAUGACGACGGAGUGCUCAGCGUGAGAAGAGGCGAGUCCUUUGAACGGAGAGCCCCGUCGGAGAGCAACCCCCCCCACACACACAAUGGCCUCGGUCGCAGAUCGAGAGGGAAGUCGGUACACGAGAUCGACGCCGGGGAGACGGCGCUGGCGGAGGGACUGCGCGUGGCGUCCCCGGAGCGCGGCAAGAGGGUGGCCCGGCUGCUAGAGCACUUCUGUUCGCAGCUGGUAAGAGACAGCACCCGGGGGAUCAAAGUGGCACGACUCACCAGGGACGAUCAGUUGGGGCCCCAGGAGCUGAAGAAAUUCCGCCUAAUCACCAAGCAGAACAAAGGAGCUCGGAGGGCCGGGCCUCUCCUCAAGGGCCUCCGGGCUUUGUCCCCUCUCCUGCAGUCAGUCACCGCCUUUCUUUCGCGGCCCGCUCUGCCCAGUGGAGGCGCCUAUGAGCCCUGCCCUGGGAAUCCCAGUCCUUACCCAGGCCUUGCUGCCCAGGGAAAAUCAAACAGCUUCCACUUCCAAUCUUUACCUCGCACCGUCGGCCCUCCCCCGGGACCCAGAUGGGAGCCCAUGGGUGUGACUGUGGAAAUGAAGGCCUCCGGCGUCUUCUCGCAGCUGCCCAGGGAGGCCGUAUGGAAGGCUGGCGGCGACCUGGCACGCCUCCCUCCUGCUGUCGCCCUCCUUGCAGCGCGACAGGAGAAACCAUCCCAGGAGUGGCCGCCCUACUGGCCGAGUGAGAGUAACCUGCGCCUACUGGCGGCCAAAGGCCUGGAGUGGCGCGUGGACAGCCGCGCGCGCCCGCGCGUGCUCACGCUGUGCACGCGCCCUUUCCGCAUCCCUCUCGGCGGCGACAGCACGUGGCGCUACCUCCGCAUCGACGCCUUCAGCAGCGACGGUGCGCAAAGGCAGAGCCAGCUUCUGUAGCAUCUGUAGCUCCAGAGCCCUUUCAGCCUCAGCAUCGUGUGCCAGCUCUGCCCGGCGCCCCAGUUGUGGUCACAGGUGGCUGACUUCCACCAGGCUCGCUGGGGGCUCGCGCUGGUCAAGGGUUACACUGAACAGUACUUGCUGGAAGCCGACAACUAA